AUAAAAGCUAUUUUUUGAAGUGUGAAAGUAAAUGUAAUACAAAUAGUGAAUAUAUUUACAGGUUAACCAACACGUGAUUAGAGUCACAAAUAGAAAAACACAAAAGUGUUAAUAAUAGUUAAAGAUAAUUAAUAGUUGAUAGUCGUCCCAAUGUCUGUGGUUUUGGUUGGACCUUACGACUCUCGUAGCUACGUCAUAGGCAGUUACAUCCUCUAUGUCACUCAGAAACAAUGCGAGUCCUUCUUCUACCAAUUGAUACCAAUGAAAACGGAAAGAUGGAAGGACUGGUUGAGGAAGAUAUGCAAAGAAGAGAAUUGGAAUUUCGAAGAUGUGAGAAGGGAGAAAGUUCUUUCCUGGAGGGAACAAAGCUAUUCUGGAGGGCCAAAGGUACUUCUUGGUGGCCUUCCUUCUCUUCUGGAAUAUAUGAAGGACAAAUAUGGAGUCUCCAGGGAUCUGACAACUGAGCAAGUUUCUCAACUGAUUGAGCUAUCGACAGAGCACUGGAAAGAGAUGGAAGAGGAAGAAGCGAAAAAUAAAGGAUCUGGUGGGAAUAUAUCGAUCAUUGGAGCUGGAUCAAAUGAAGCGAUUUCAUUCCUCCUGUAUGCACUCAUGACAACCAAAACUCCAGUGAUCAGGACUGGUAUCAAAAUAAAACUUUUUGAAGCUACUGAUGAACGAGAAGAGCAGCUUAAAAAGAAUUUCGAUAGGAUGAGCACUGUUGAAAGCAACAUAAAUAUUUGCAUUGUGGAUGAUUUAAUAGAUGUAUUAAAAAACUGCGAUGUCCUUAUUUUUGUUGGUGAUAAAUUUAGGACUACAGGAAUGGAUAUUGAAAAAUUCCUAUAUUUGGAAAAAGCUCUGUAUGGCUCUUACGGGUUUCUCUGUAAUUACCACAUGGAAGAACAAACCAAAGUAAUUUUUGCAUGCAUGGAAAAUGCUGCGUUUAACGCAACUUGUUUUCUGGCGGAAGCUCGAGCUGUUGAUAAAAAAAAAGUUGUUGCGCUCACUUCGUAUCUUGGCACAGAAUUAAAAUUGUACAUCAGCAAGAUGGCAGGAUUCCCAGUAGAGUCGCUCGAACAAAUACCAGUUUGGGGUAUGGCAGACACUUGCCAUCUUGUUGAUGCGGACAUGGGUAGCUUGAUCUUCAGAGUCCCCGAUCGUUUCAAUCCGAACUACCCCAACAUAAAGUCUUUGGCUCAUCACAUCGAGGAUGAUAAAAUAAAAUUGCAGUUAUACAAGAUGUGGAAAGUACAACAGGAUAAAUGUGUCGCUGAAUGGAGGUGGUCGCAAAUAAAGAAAAAUUUGAAAAUAGAAGAGACAAAGGCUGAUAUUCGCAACAAGCGUUUAGAUGUGCUCAAUUCUCUAGCUAGUUGUUACAGGGAAAUGGAGAAGAGAAUGGGACGAAUACCGUACUGGACUCUUUGGGAUAAGUCGAUGGCUCAAGUUCAGGAAGGAGAAGAUUAUUACUCUCCUGAGAAUAUGUAUAGGAGGUUCAGGAAGGGCUUAUAUCAAGUCGUUCAAGAUAAACGAUAUUUUGAAAAUGAAGAGAAAAAAACAUCAAAGAAAAUAGAUGAUGAAUACAGAAAGUUAUCAGAAAAAGCUGAAACCCUGGUAGAUUACGUAGAUCCAUUAAAAAUAGGAUUUGUAGAUACUGAAUCUAUAAGAAAAUUUCUUGAGGAAGAAUUGUUAAAGAAGGAACUGAAAUUGAUUGAAGAUGAUGAGGUGGAUGAAUUGUUCAAUGAGACCAAAUUACCUGAAGAAGUAAGGGACAUUGAAAUCUUAAGAAGGGAAGUAUACAAUAAACGCAAUGAAUUGAAAAAAAAAAUUCGUGCUUAUUGGAAAAAACACAUGGAAGAAGAAAUCGCUAGGCUCGAGAAGGAAUUAAUGAGGAAAAGUGUUAUUACCAAAGAAGAGGAAGUUUUAGAGGAGGAUUGGAUGGUAGAAGAAAAUAUGAACGAAAGUUCCAGUAUCAAAGAAGCUACCAUACCAGAAACCGUUUCAAAGGAUGAAUACGGAACAAUGUACCUAGGAGAAGAAACAUUUGAAGAAAUGAUGCCUAAAGAAAUAACAUUGCCUGAAAGGCAAAUAUUAAACAAAAUGAUAAAAGAUUAUUUUAGGGCAAAGAUGAAACUUGAACGUAAAGUAAAACAAGAUUUAGAAAAAGAUUCAGAACCUGCUGAAAGCUACAGUUAUGAGGAGAUUGACGAUUAUGAAAUUAGAGAACUUGGAUUCAUUACAAAAUCGAUGCGAAACUUAUGGAAUUUCAUUGGUGUUUGUAAGAAUGCAGUUCGGAAAAAAAUAGGUCAAGACCCUUAUAUUGCACAAGUGCAUGAAUUGAUCAGAGUUUUGAAAAUUUGGUUUUUUGAUCCUUAUAUGACAAGUGAAACUGUAUUUUUGGGGAUCGCAAGUGAUUAUGAUGUAUAUCCUUUUCUGACUGACACAGUAAUGUCCCAGCCUGCUUACUGUGAUGAGAACUUCAGAUGGCAGCCUUUGAAAGAAGCGAAACACUUGUGGCCGAAGGCUCCUCACGAGAAGGUUCCUGACAAUGCUGAAACAGAGGUUCCUUUCUUUAAGCCUCCGAGGGAGGGUCUCCCAUUCUCCAUCGAAUAUGUUUCAGGAAUAAGCUUGGAAUGUUUGAUGCAUUUUGAAAUUCCUCCAGCAUCUUAUUUUCUAACUCAAAGAAAGCUGCAAGAGUAUGCUAACCAUAAAGAAUUUUUCGAUCUUGUGUUCACUACAAGAGAGGCAGAUAAAGCUCAGCUAAAGGAUUUGUUUAGACGAUUGGGACAAGAAGUUGAGUCUUCAGUUGAGGAUUUUGCUGUUGAAGAGGAAGAAGAAGAAGAAGCUAAAGAAGAAGAGGAAAUGGAAGUUGAAAUGGACACUCAUUUUGAAACUGAAUUAAACGCUGAAGAAGCUGAGGAAUUAGAAGAAGAGGAUCUCGGAUUGGGAGAACAAUUACUUGAAGAAGACAUUAAACCUUUGAGAAAAUCCAUACUAAAAUCACACCAAGUGAAUUUCGACUUGCCAACUGAUGCCCAAAUAGAAGAACUUGAUAAAUUAGGCACAGAAGAAUUCGAAUCAAACUUAGAAGGAGAGCAAUUGGAUCAUGAAGGGGCAGAGGAUUUAAGAUCUGUUAAUGAAGAGUUCCAAGAUGAAUAUGAUGAGGAUGAUCCUUUUAAUUUCUUGAGAGGAUAUGGAGAUGAUUUAACUGAAGACACAUUUCUAGCUAUAUUUGAAAAACAAAAAGAUCCCAAUAAAGAACCUGUAGAAAGUGAAAUGAAACCUCCGAAACGGAUGAAAUCAUUGUGGCAGUGUUAUCUCGAAAAGAUAGGUUUUUAUAAUUUGGAGGUUCCACAAAUAUUGGUAGAAGUAAAAGAAAAUGAGCUGGCGAAUGAUGACGAUGUUCAAAACAUGGAAUCAAAGAAGGAAGAAAAACCAGAUAAUCCUUUUGAAGUAGAACAUAAAGAAAAUGAAAACUCAGAGGAAAUCUCAAAAGAAGAAUAUUCUGAAGAGAUGUCAGAAGAAAUGAGUAGGCAAAAAUCACAAGAGAAAACAGAACAGCAUCCUGCAUACUUAAUGAGAGGAAUAGGAUUCAUAGAAGAUAUGGAGCAUGAUUUCUGUCCUCAACAAGUCACUGAAAUGCCUUUAUAUGACCAUUUUAAUGCAAGAAUCGGAGUUGAUAUUGCUGAUAAGAGCAUAAAUGAAGGACAUUGUGAAAAAGUUGGAUUUCCGAUUGAACCGAAAGGAAGGUCUCAGAUAAAUAUGGAUCAGGAAUUGAUGAAGAUCGAUGUUGGAUCAGGAAUGAAACCUGCAGACAAUCCACCAUCUGUUCACGUCUCUGUAACACUUCAUGAACCUAAAGAAUCUGGUGGCUAUAAAAAAAAACCUUCUGAAAUGCCAAACCAAGAAGAAACUAUUAUACAUGUGAGCCUUCCUAUUGGUGAUGAUAACAGUGAUGGUGGCAGUACUGAUUCCUACAUACCUGAAGAGAGUAUACAAGGUGAUAAAUUAGCUGGCCCUUCUGAUGUUAUUACUGAACCAAAGAAAGAAGAUCCAAUGCUGGAAUUGUUUAAAAAUGCAAACAAAAAACAAGAGGAAAUUUCGAUGAAUUUAAAAAAAAAGGCUUCGGAACCUGAGGAUGGUUCAUCUGUAUCUCCUGAGGAAUAUAUAAAUAAUUUCCCAAUGGAACAUCGAAAGGAGUCUACUAUUCCUCAGCAACAAACGCUCAAGAAAGAUUGGGUUCAUGAGUUAGUGGAAGAGUUUAACAGUCCCCAAAAGAUCGCAGCGUUGGAUCGUGCUUCUUGUUUGGCCUCUGUAACAUCAGCGUACCAUUUUAUCAAAGAAAAACAAAGAAUGAAUGCUGAAAAUGAAACAGGUACCUUUGAAAGUUCCAAAAAAGAAUCAGAUGAUGAAGAAAAUGAAGAAGAAAGACAUCACAGAGAAGCGUGGAUCAAAGGUUAUGAGAAAUUGAGAAGGAUAAUGGAACUGGAGAGGUUAAGUGGGAAUUCUUAUCUUCAUUUGGAAUUGGACAAAGAAAAUGAUAGGAUAAAAGUAGAAGUCGCUCAUGAGCAUGAAAAAAGAUUUUCUGACUGGGUCGGCUCUGUUAUUGACGAACAACAGAGAAUUCAGUCCGUGCACGAUUCCUUCUUAAUUGGUGAAUCUCUUGGUGAUUCUAAACAAAUUGUAAGUGAAGAAAAUGGCGAUUCUACCAAAAAGAUUAAAGAACACCGUGUCUGGAUAAAACAGAUGAUAAGGGAAAUCAUUGUGGUAGACCAGAUAUAUGAUUUAGAGAAAUUGAUCCAAUCUGUGAAGUCAUAUAGUGUGAAACUUCCUGGUGAUGAAAUAUUGAAAACUGUCGCAGGUCCCCAUAGUGAACUUCGGUUUUCUAUAUUGGAAGAUAUAGGAAACAUCCUCAAAUCUAAUACAGGAGGAUCAGAUUUAGAAGACGAGAUUUUAGAACCAUCCGAUGAAGAUAUUCCUAAGGACGAAGAAGAUUCUCACGAUGAGCAACACAUGAUACUACGAGAAAUAACAAAAACUGAAAAGGAAAUAACAAAAGAUUGUCACGAUCUGCCGAGCUACAUUCAGAAGUGUCGGGACAAUACAAAAUUGUAUUGCCUCUACCGAGGUGACACGCCGCAGGAAUGGAGAUUUCUCAACCGCCAGCCUAAUGAGAACAAGUUGAGGUUUAAAUAUAAGGCACUGAUUCACAUAAUGCUAACUAUGGCCAAACUUCAAGAAGACUUCGAAAAGGAAAUGGAUGAGCUACAGGAACAAGAAAUCGAUUUUACGAAAAUAUUAUCCGAUGAAAUAACUGAAGAAGAAUUGAUUAGGUAUCAGAAUAAGCCAGGUCCUAAACGUAAAUUUCCUUCUGGCGUGCAUUUCCGCUUCUAAACCAUAUUUAAUAAACAUAUUUAAUUCUGUCUUUUGAAGUACCUCUAUGUUGUUCUUUGUAUUAAUUUUUUCCCUUAUAGACAUUUAGUUUUAACACUUUCAGCAUUCUUCCAGCAGCUUGGAAAUUCACAGAGUUCCUCCUGGCCACACCUGUGGUAUAUUUUAUUGCCAAGUCAAUAAAAAUGGGUUCCAGAGCAACGCAGGUCGUGUUUAAUAAAAUUAAAUACAGUUAAUAAAUAUAAAAACUUGUAGUGGAUGGCCUACGCUUAAGUGAUAUUGAGUGAGGGAAUAAUAAUAAAUGGGUGGAUUUAGUGCAGUAUAAAUUAGAAUUAAUUUUGUAGUGGGCAAAAUGUUAUGGAGAAAAUGUUAAAUAUGCAUAUAAAAACAAUUGGUGAAUGAAGUGCAGAAGAGCAAAUUAAUGAUAGAGUUUGGAACUUUGUGAGGCUGGUGUCAGCAGCUGGCCUGGAAGAGAAAAAGAGGAGCAUCACUUGAGGCUGGGACGUGUACAAGAGAGGUUGUGGAAGCAUCGCGCGAGAGGACUAACUCCAUUGAGGCGUUGUAUCUAAAAGAGGAAGGGUUUAAGAAGCAAAUAGAAGAAAUAUUAUAGGACUUAUAAUUAUUACUGAUUAUUUGACCUAUUUGUUAAAGUAAAUUAGUUAUGUUGGUCAGAAGUGAAUGUAUCCCCUUUUAUUUAGUUUUCCUACAUGUCUCAACAUCUUUUCUGUCCACAACUAGCUGAAGAUCAACAAAACCAGGUGAGCCCAAUUCAUUCUAAGUAAUUAUUGAAGGAAGCUAGUCGACUGUUCUAUAUGUCUUGAGUGACAAAUAUUCAGGAUGCAGUCGUUAUAAAAUUUUUAUUAAUGACGAUGUUUCAACCCAAACAGGCGGGUCAUCAUUAGGGCAUGGUUCUAGCACUGAAGGUAUUCAAGUACCCGAGUAAUU
Molecule: messenger RNA, 6330 nt
Organism: Nezara viridula (southern green stink bug)
Lineage: Eukaryota; Metazoa; Arthropoda; Insecta; Hemiptera; Pentatomidae
Source: the annotation of a GenBank genome assembly